CAAAUAUCAGAAACCCUUCCUGCCGUCAGAUGCCCAGAGCUGGUUUUGGAUGGGUCCCGAGCGUCGGUUGGGAGAGCAUCCGCCAUUCCCGGAACGGCUCCUCGCACAGACUGCUUUUGAAACUUGAAUCCAGCUUGCAAGCAAGGCGUCCUGCAGCAGAAUUUGAACUUGAAGUGGUUGCUUGCUAGAAAGUGUGCACGCCUUCUGUAGCAAUUGUUGGCCGGAGAGGGUCUGUCUGACUUGGGUAAUUGUGGAAGUUCUGCUCCCUGUGUUGCGGAAUUCAUGCAGUCGCUCUGUACCUUUUGAGUGUAACACAUGAAGAGAUUAAAAAUAGAAGUGAUUGUACAUGUGCUUCUAUUUUCCUCCGGGCUGCCUCAGAACGGAGUAUGAUUGCUUGAGGAUCUCCAGUGAAGACGCAAUUAGUCACCUUUUGGAUGUUGGAUAGAGCUCGGCACCGGAUGCUUGGAUUGAGAUGAAGAGGAGAGGCAGAAAUGGAUUCCUUACGCACAUUGGCUUUUUGUGACUAUCGUUGAAGUCAUUGCGAUCAUUGUUGCAUAUCGUUGAAUUCAAAAAGAAGCUCAUAGGGAGACAGAAACGAUGGAGAGGGACUACAGAGAUGGUCGGCCAGAAAAACGGGCAAGGUUGGAUGAAGUGCGGGAGAGCGGAGAAGUGGCACAGUUGGCUCAUAGCUACUCAGGAGGGGGGCGAGAAGAGCUCCAAUACCUUCCCCAUGCCCCAGGAAAUGCCCCCCAAAUGAACGGGGGGAACAGGGCAAGCCCCCCCUGGCGGGAGGACGACAAGGACGGUCACUACACGUUUGAACUGGGGGAGAAUCUUACCCCCCGAUAUAAAAUCCUGAGUAAGAUGGGAGAAGGUACGUUUGGCCGGGUGCUAGAGUGUUGGGACCGGGACGAGGCCCAGUACGUGGCUAUAAAGGUCAUCAGGAACGUGCAAAAGUAUCGGGACGCAGCCAUGAUCGAGAUCGAUGUGCUGCAGACCUUGCAAAAGCAUGACAAGGGGGGGCUAAGGCGAUGCGUUGCAUUGAAGAGCUGGUUUGACUACCGGCAUCACAUAUGCAUGGUGUUUGAGCGGCUGGGCCCCAGCCUGUUCGACUUUUUGAAGCGCAACCAGUACCGCGCGUUCCCGCUGGACAUGGUGCGCGCGUUCGGGCGGCAGUUGCUCGAGUCGGUGGCGUAUAUGCACGAGCUGACGCUUAUUCACACCGACCUCAAGCCCGAGAACAUCCUGCUCGUCUCCUCUGACUACUCCAAGGUGCCGGAGUCCAAGGGCAGCAAGUACUUUAAGCGCGUCCCCGCGUCCAGCGACAUCAAGCUGAUUGACUUCGGCAGCGCCACCUUCGACAACCAGUACCACUGCAGUGUCGUCUCCACGCGCCACUACCGCGCUCCCGAGGUCAUCCUAGGUCUGGGUUGGAGUUUCCCUUGCGAUCUGUGGAGUGUGGGCUGCAUACUGGUUGAGCUUGUAACGGGCGAUGCGCUCUUCCAAACGCACGAGAACCUGGAACACCUCGCGAUGAUGGAGCGCGUCCUCGGGCCGAUGCCGGUGUCGAUGGUCAAGCGCGCGGACCGGCGGUCGGAAAAGUACUUCCGGAACGGGCGGGAGCUGAAUUGGCCCGACGGUGCCGUGUCUCGAGAGAGCAUACGGGCGGUCCGUCGAGUGGCACGGUUACGGGACCUCAUUACUGCGAGCGUCGAUCACUCAGCUAGCGAGCUGGUUGAUCUGAUUCAGGGCUUGCUUGCGUACGAGCCCCAUGAGCGGACGCCAGCAAAAGAGGCCCUGAAGCAUCCCUUCUUCCGGGAUUCUAAAAGCAGUAGGGGGAGGUCAAGGUAAGGGACGCGGCAGCGCUGGUUCGUCGGAAAACGUAUUCAUGUUUGCAUUGGGUUUGCAAGAGCCCCCUCGGUUAUUGGCCGGUAUAGUAAGCAGUGUCCGGAGACUUUUAUGUUUUGACUGUACAGUUAGUUCGACUGACUUAAUGAUGGCGCCUGCUCAUGAUUUGGCGGCGCUACUGCAUCUGAACACUCCGCAAAGUAGUUGGCACAAGUUCAGAUGCAUUCAUUCGCACCACGGCUUCAAUGCGGCUCCAAUGGUAGAGAAAGAUCUGGCUCCCACGAGUGCC
Molecule: messenger RNA, 2137 nt
Organism: Klebsormidium nitens
Lineage: Eukaryota; Viridiplantae; Streptophyta; Klebsormidiophyceae; Klebsormidiales; Klebsormidiaceae
Source: the annotation of a GenBank genome assembly